UAGUUUGUGAUGUAUAUUAUAUAAAAUGUUUUGUCUAUUAUAUACUAUGUAGAGUAUAUUUUAUUGCAAAAAAUGUGAUGUGAUGAUUAUUUUCAUUUAAUUAUAAGUUACGUUAUGUAAUAUUACUUUUUUCAUCUGGAAAUUACUAUUGAAAAUCAGUUUAUCAUGAGCAAUUCAAGUGAUCCAACAACAUCUUCCGAAGGCAUCUUUGUUGCUCGACAACCAGCUAGUUGGUUGACAACUAAAAAUAAGAAACCAUCACCGUCCGAGUUAAUAUCUUUCCGAUGCCCUUACACAUUACGUAAAGUAAGACGGAUUCAAUUUAAUAAUCGUUCCUGGACAGUGGGCGACAUAGUGUCUUUAGGUGAAGUAAAAUCCAAAAGAAUAUUUUAUGCUCAAAUUAUAGAGUUGUACGAGAACGACCUAUGUGAAAAACUCGCAAAGAUUAUGUGGUUAGGCCCAAAAGCAAAUGUCGGAGUUGUUAACGAACAUGAUAAAGUGCAUUAUGACAAAUUUCAACCAAGAGAUUUUGUUCACGUGUCUAUUGAUACACGAUUGAUACCCAUUCGCUGUCUAACAUUUGUAAUGAGUGUUCCAAAUCAGUAUGAGUAUAAAAAGUUGAUUGGUACCGAUUAUCUUGAUAAUACAAAAAUUAUUUCUCACGCUGAAAGGUAUGCCGAAUCAGACGAAGACGAUGGACCAAAACCAAAAUCUAAAGUUAGGCGAUUAUUAAACAAAUGAUCAAAAAUAUAACAAAUAUGUGUAUUUUUUUUCUUAACACAUGUUAUCUAAUACUAAUUUAUUAUAAAUGUUCAAUUUAUUUUGUAAAUACUUGUAAAACCAAUUCCUUUGUUAUAUCUACUUUAAUCUUUUGUUAUAAUAAUAAAAAUAAACAACAUAAAUUAUUUUCA
Molecule: messenger RNA, 911 nt
Organism: Adelges cooleyi (spruce gall adelgid)
Lineage: Eukaryota; Metazoa; Arthropoda; Insecta; Hemiptera; Adelgidae
Exons: 1
Coding region: 166-741 (191 amino acids)
Source: RefSeq, a predicted model, not a curated record